This is a messenger RNA of Punctularia strigosozonata HHB-11173 SS5, 2925 nucleotides long. RefSeq lists its product as uncharacterized. The transcript has 11 exons. The annotation marks the transcript as partial. Lineage: Eukaryota; Fungi; Basidiomycota; Agaricomycetes; Corticiales; Punctulariaceae. The record is from RefSeq and is a predicted model, not a curated record.
GAAGUUCGUGAAAGGUUGGGCGAAGCCUUGCCGCAGGCUCAAAACAAGGAAUGGUUCCCUUACGGAUCAAAAACGAUGUUCUUGCUUGACUUACUGGAUAGCCUUCCACGUAUUCGGAUAUCCGACGCGUUGAUGCGGCUCAUCCUCUGGGUCAUGCGGGAGAGUGAGGCACGAGAUGUACCAAGCUUGAACCAACUUCGUAAAACGCAAGAGAGUGUUGCAAAGCAGAGUGCUGUGUCGGUGCACGAGUCCAAAUCAUCAAAGGGAAACAUCUUCUACAUGCUUGACCCCCGAGAGAUCGUGAGCAUCGUAAGACUGGUCAACACCAAGACGCGCAACUGCAUCCGAAUAUAUCCUGAGGUUCCUGAUGGCCCCAUUACAGACUUUUGGCACACUGGAAAGAUGCAUACGGGUUAUGACCUGGAUAUGUUAACGCCAAUGUGGGCUGCCGAUGGACAUUCGAAGCACUACUAUGUGAAAGAGUUUGCCCAGCUUCAUGACGGAACAUAUGUUGUGCCCGUACGGUGGGUUAUCAUGAAAGGUCAGAUGUCUGCCGAUGCCUUCAAGGUCAACACCCCCAUUGAGGUAUGUACGCAUGGAUAUUCAUUCCUCAUGUGUCAUUCUCAGGUUGAGCUUUCAGAUUUUCUUGCGGAGUCUGAUCAGAUACAAUCAUUUCUGCGCCAUAUGCCCAACAGACCGAAUCCACUCCGAGCAAUAGCGAAGGGCCAGCCGAUGUAUUCAAGCUUUGUCGACUACUGGGGAGAUGACGUAUCGGGAAACCGCUCGAAGUCGUUCAACAAACACAACAACGCGUACAUCACUCACCGUAAUCUGCCUCGGAAGCUUUUGCAGCAGGAAUACCACAUACAUUUUGUGUCGACCUCGCAAUACGCCUCCAUCCCAGAGCAGUUCAUGUCCUUCAAGAAAAUUACUCACCAAUUAUAUCAUCUAAGAUCAACACACAUGGAUCCGUUCUGUGUACACGAUGCGCGCACGCAAGCACCUGCAAAGAUACGAAUCUUCGUCAACAGCGACCCUGCUGACAACCCAAUGCAGAGCGAGAUGAGCUCGCACAUCGGGGGGGGAGGCAACUGUAAAUGUCGAAAGUGCAAGGCAGGGGGGACCAAGAAGUCCAAGGAGGCUCCGGAGGUUUAUCACUCACUCUUUGAGGCUGGUGAACCUCGUACUGCACCGGAUACAUUUCAGGAAGUUUGUGCACAACUCGAUAUGGCAUGCGAAGGAGUGAUGCAGCCCAUCAAGGAACGACAGACUGAAACCGGGGUCAAGGAUGCGUAUGCUCAAUAUUGGAUCGAGCAGCUCAUAUCCCGAUUCAAGCAAAUUCGGACUUCUGAUUUGUCGAGGACACGCGAAUCUGUGUCGAAUGAGCUGAAGUCCUGGCUACAUGAACAUGCCCACGACAUUAUCAACCCAUUUCUGACGAUGCCAGGUUUGGACAUACACCGAGAUACGCCCAUUGAACUCCUCCACACCGUUCUUCUUGGGCUUCUCAAGUACAUCUGGCAUUGGUCACACCCGGCAUGGAAGGACAGCCAGAAGAAGACGUUUUCGCUGCGUUUGGCAUCUACGAACACAGAUGCUCUAUCCAUCCCUGCUAUUCGAGCUGACUACAUCAUGCAGUAUGCUGGCUCUCUCAUCGGUCGGCAGUUUAAGAUUCUGGGCCAAACUGCGUCAUUCCAUGUGUAUGAUCUGAGUCCAACGCAUGCUCAUUAUGAUCUUUGGAAGGCCUCUGGAGAAUUAAACGCACUUCUAUGGUUUCCUGAGAUUGACCAUCUCGACGAAUACGUUGCGGAUGUCGUAACUGCGGCAGCAAAUGUCGUGGACCUCAUCACAGCCAUAGAUCCUUCGAAGAUUGUCGAAAAGACCAAGCUACACCUGCUGGCUGCGCAUCUCGAGGAGGACAUCCGAAGACACGGAAAUCUCAUCAACGCGAUCACCGAAUCCCAAGAAUCGUUCAAUGCGAUCUUCCGAUUGAGUUCUGUUUACUCUAAUCACCUUGCCCCGAGUCGCGACAUUGCUAAAAGUCUUUCGCACAUCGAGGGCAUGAAGCGUCGCCUGAAUGGUGGCUUCUGGUGUGUUGAGCAAGGGACUGGAGAUGAAUCAUGGACCCAAGCAGGGGCUGGGGUGCGUAAUUACAUGAACAUCCGCCCCAGCAUCCAACGACACCUUGGAUGGUGCGAAACCGAGCCUGCCAUCGCCGGUUCGGUUAGGCAUGUCCCGAUUGUUCGUCAGGGCAAUAAACGAACGGCGCGGCCUAUCAUCAAGCUUGCGGAUACCAAGGCCGUCAACGCCGUCAAUGCCGAUGCAUAUGAUCAAACCUCACUGUGGACACCUUGCUCGCAUGUCGUAGCACAAUCCCAAGAUGUUUGCAUGCCUGGGUCAUGGGUGUUCACCCAAUCACCGCUGAAUAACGAGGUUAUCAUCGGUCGCAUUGUUGAGAUCCUCGAUAGCACGACGACGUCGGAUGCCGUUGUGCUACUUGAUCAGUUCCAUCUGGGUUCUGAGCGACAUCGUAUCUUUAGCAUGCCUACACUUGCAAGGCGUCUUGGCGAAGUGACUAUAUUGAUCAUACCUACGAAGAGCAUACGAUUCGCCCAGAAUGUCCAGCACGAUUGCGUUGCUGGACGCUGCAGCGCUACGGGCCAACGGAAGAGAAAACAAGAGCGGAAAGAGUCGGAUAUCAUCGAGCAUUUUGUACAACACAACGAAGCGGAACAAAGCUACAUCAUCAACGCACAUGCCUUCCACAACGCACACCUUCUUCGCCGCUGCCUGCCCCGCGCACUCUGGGAGCCGAUCCUGCAUUAUGAAGACCGUACGAGCCACCACUAUGCUGCAGCAAGGCGAUAUCAGCAUAGUCAAAGUAGCAAACGGGCGAAGGCAGACGCACAGAAGAAUGCCGCAUAG